Messenger RNA from Sporothrix schenckii 1099-18, 2358 nucleotides. RefSeq lists its product as uncharacterized. Bases 1 to 2358 code for a protein of 785 amino acids. The record is from RefSeq and is a predicted model, not a curated record. The transcript is spliced from 3 exons. Lineage: Eukaryota; Fungi; Ascomycota; Sordariomycetes; Ophiostomatales; Ophiostomataceae.
AUGGGAAGCUUUGUUUUCAUCUGGCCCAAUGCCGGCAACGAGGUCUUUGUGACCGGCACGUUCGACAACUGGUCCAAGUCCGUCCAGCUCAAGAAGGUUGGCGACGUUUUCCAGAAUACUGUUGAGCUGGGCAAUAUCUCGAAGAAGAUUUACUACAAGUUUGUCGUCGACGGCGAGUGGGUGCUUGAUCCUGCUGCGCCCAAAGAGAAGGACGAGGAGGGCAACGUCAACAACGUUCUGACUCCCGAGAACAUCGUCGCUACGCCAGCCUCUGCUGCCGUCAUCAGCUCUGCCGCUCCUACGGCUAGUACGUCCCAGCUCGCUGCUGGUGUUCCCGUCAAAGACAAGGCUCUUGACACCCCUGUCUCCAUCCUGCCCGUGACUGAGGCGCCUGUUGUGGCUGGCGCGACUCCUGCAUUUGCCAGUGCUAUCAGCUCGGCCGCUCCCCAGUCCUCUACCGCCCAGCUUGCAGGCGCAGUUCCCUUGGAACCAAAGGCCGUUGACACCCCUGUCGCGACCCUUCCCGUCACAGAGGCGCCCGUUGCCGCCAAGGAGACCCCCGCCUCAUCCACCGUCAUCAGCUCUGCCGCACCAGCGUCCUCUACUGCUGCUCUCGCUGCCGACGUUCCUCUGGAAAAGAAGGACGAGACUCCUGCUCCCAAGGAGACUUCCACCGCUACCGAUAUUGCCGCGCCCGUUACUGCCGCUGCCGCCGGUGUUGCUGCUGUUGGUGCCGCUGUUGUUGCCACCGCCAAGGGUUCCGCCGAAGACGCAAAGAAGAUGUCCGGCUACCAGACCGAUGAUAUCCCGGGGACCUUCCCCGAGACCCCUGCGAACGAGCUCAACAAGGAAAUCAAGCUCGUCAACCCCUUACCUGCCGCCCCUGGCGGUGUGAACCCCGUGAAGCUCGCGCCCGGCGAGAAGAUUCCCGAAUCGCUAAAGUCUGGCGACAUCAACGCCAACGUGAAGCUUGACCCCGAGUCGUACGAGAAGGCCGACGCCGCUAUUGCCGGUGGUUUCUCCGCCGAUCAACUGCCCCCCGUCUCCAAGAACAUCAUUCCCGAGUCGAGCCUGCCCAUCGUCGGCGGCAAUGACGUUGCUAUCAACUCGGCUGCCCCCGCUGCGACAACCGCCGCGCUUGCUGGCGCCGUGCCCCUGGAGAAGAACAAGGCCGCUACCUCCGCCCCAUCCAAGGAAGAGGCCGUCCCUGAGGUUGUCAAGGAGAGCCAGGAGGCUGCUGGUGUCUCUCCGGAGGCCAGCGCCAUCCCUACCGAGGUGAAGGAGAAGCAGCAGGUGGAGGACGAGCUGCUGAAGAAGGUCCCCGAGGCCCCUGUCACCUCGGACGGCACCACCACCGCCGCCAACAACAACCAAUCCUCCAUUUCCCCCACUGCCGUUGUUGGUAGCGUCACUGCUGCUGCUGCCGCAAUUGGUGCCACUGCCCUCGCCACUGCCACGUCCGCCAAGGACAAGGCCGUCGAGCAGGCCGGUCCCACGGUCCAGAAGGCGACUGCGUCUGCCAGCGAUGCUGCCGCCAAGCUGCCCGUGUCUGUCAAGCAGGUUCUGCCGAACUCUAUCCAGGAGCAGCUUGCCACCACGGCCGCCGGCGGCGAGGCCGAGGCGUCGAAUGUUCCGGCUGAGGUGAAAGAGUCGAUCCAGCAGGCCGGCACCAGCCCCGAAGCUGCCGCCAACCCCACGGCCAUCCAGGAAAAGAAGGCCGUUGAGGCCGAGCUGCUGAAGAAAGUUGAUUCUGGCGCGCCCGGUGAGGGUGCUUCGGCUGCCGCACCCGCCACCAAGUCUUCCGCAGCUGCCCCCGCCGCGGCCUCCACCCCUGCCGUGGCUGCUGGUGCCGCUUCUGCUGCUGGUGCCGCUUCUGUUGCCGGUGCCUCUUCUGCUGGUCCUGCCUCUUCUGCUGGUCCUACUGCCUCUGCUGGUCCUGCUGCUUCUGUUGGUCCUGCUGCUUCUGUUGGUCCUGCUGCUUCUGCUGGUCCUGCCUCUUCCGCUGGUCCUGCCGCUUCUGCGGCUCCUGCUGUUUCUGCCGGUCCUGCUAGAUCAUCUGAUCCUGCUACUACUGCUGCUCGAGCUGCUGCCGCCCAUUCUUCUGCUACCCGCCCCGCUACCGAGGCUGCUACGGCUACAAAUGGCAAGGACUCCGUCCCUGUUGGUGCCGCCGCGUCGGGCCCUGCGUCGGUUCCCCAGGUCGCUCCUAUCCCCAACCCCACCGCCGCAGCCAUUGGCUCUGCUUCGUCAUCCCGGCCAUCCAAGGGUGGAGUUGUCAACGCCGAGAAGAAGAAGAAGAACCGCCUCAGCGGCUUCUUCCACAAGAUCAUGGACAAGAUCGAUGGCGACAAGAAAUAG